This is a messenger RNA of Phasianus colchicus (ring-necked pheasant), 1349 nucleotides long. RefSeq names its product solute carrier family 25 member 30 (gene SLC25A30). Gene Ontology annotation, biological process: transmembrane transport. Lineage: Eukaryota; Metazoa; Chordata; Aves; Galliformes; Phasianidae. The record is from RefSeq and is a predicted model, not a curated record.
CCCCCCGGGGGCGGGGCUGCGCGUUGAAGCCGAAGCGCGGCGGUGCGGGGCGGGGCUGUGCGAGCAGCGGUGCGGGCUGAGCGGUGCGGCGGUCAGCGACUCUUGUGCUCGGGGCCGGGCUGUCAGUAGCACGCUGUUCCUCGGUGCGUUCGCCGAGCUCGGCGAUAUGUUGCAGGCGUCUUGCUGCAGUCGAAUUUACUUGUGAGUUUUGGAAAGCGUGCAUGGAGGAAGUUUCCUGCUAACCCAGCACCCGUUCCUUUGGGUAUCGUCUCCGCGUUCUUAUUGACGUUCGGGGAGCGGCGGUGCGCUCAGCGCGGCCGUUUUUUUACCGAAAAGCUGAAGGCAUCCGUUCAUUUUACAUCUGGAGUCGGUUUUCAGAAAGAAGAGAGAGUUAUGUCAGCACUGAGUUGGAAGCCCUUUCUCUAUGGAGGCUUAGCAUCAAUCACUGCAGAAUGUGGUACUUUCCCAAUUGAUCUGACUAAAACACGUCUACAGGUUCAAGGUCAAGUUAACGAUGCCAAAUAUAAAGAAAUCCGCUACCGUGGAAUGAUGCAUGCCCUGGUCAGAAUAUUCAGAGAAGAAGGAUUGAAAGCCUUAUACUCUGGGAUUGCGCCUGCAAUGUUACGCCAGGCUUCAUAUGGAACUAUAAAAAUAGGCACCUACCAGAGCUUAAAAAGAAUGUUUGUUGAACAUCCAGAAGAUGAAACUCUGAUGAUAAAUGUUCUAUGUGGCAUUCUUUCGGGAGUAAUUUCAUCAUCUAUUGCCAACCCAACAGAUGUCUUAAAGAUCAGAAUGCAAGCCCAAGGCAGUGUGAUUCAAGGAGGAAUGAUGUGCAACUUUAUUCAGAUCUAUCAAAAUGAAGGAACUAAAGGAUUGUGGAAGGGGGUAUCUCUGACAGCACAGAGAGCUGCUCUAGUUGUUGGAGUGGAAUUGCCAGUAUAUGACUUCACCAAGAAGCAAAUAAUCAUGUCUGGAUAUAUGGGAGACACAGUGUAUACUCACUUCCUCUCGAGUUUUACUUGUGGGCUAGCUGGAGCCCUAGCAUCCAACCCAGUUGAUGUGGUGAGAACACGCAUGAUGAAUCAGGCAAGCCAGCCAAAUGGGGGCCACUCAAACUACAAGGGUACUUUGGAUUGCUUGUUACAAACCUUGAAGAACGAGGGCUUCUUUGCUCUCUAUAAAGGGUUUUGGCCAAACUGGUUGAGACUUGGUCCUUGGAAUAUCAUUUUCUUUGUGACAUAUGAACAGCUGAAGAAAUUAGACUUGUGAUGUCCUGACACAUACACUGAAUUCAGCUCACUGGCUUUAGAGCAACUUGCAAGUUACCUUGAUUAGAUCCAAGGAAGAGG